Mesorhabditis spiculigera is the source of this 600-nucleotide messenger RNA. NCBI's taxonomy places the organism in Eukaryota, Metazoa, Nematoda, Chromadorea, Rhabditida, Rhabditidae. The record is from the annotation of a GenBank genome assembly.
AUGCAUCGGGUUCUGCUUUGCUUCGGGCUGGUUGCCCUGUUGGGAGUCGCUUCCGCAAUUCUGUUCCCGGCCGCGCAGCAGAAGCAGAUUCUCCAGGUGCAUAACGGACUACGUUCUAACCUCUCGCGUGGAAUUUACAAGUCGAAGGAUGGGACCACUUUUGCCCAGGCCACCAAUAUGAGAACCAUGGUUUGGAACAACACGAUCGCCAAGAUCUCCUCCGCUUACGCAAGCAAGUGCCCGGGGCUAAAGCAUUCUGGUACGGCCGGGCUCGGCGAGAACAUCUACAUCAUCUGGGGCGGAAAGGUCGAUGGGCUAGGGGCUGCGGCCAGCAACAUGUGGGCCGACGAGUUCAAGACGAACGGGCCGAAAGGUUACGUUUUCUCUUCAGCGACUGGGCACGCUACGCAGAUGGCUUGGGCUAACACAACAGCCGUUGGUUGCGGCUACAACUACUGUUCGGCCGACAAGUCGUACUUUGUCGUCUGCAACUAUUGGCCACAGGGAAACUACGUCGGCCAGAAGGCUUACGACCAAGGGACCACCUGCUCGAAAUGCCCAACCAAAACCAAGUGCGUCAAGGCCACCGGACUCUGCGCU